UUUGCAGAGCGGGACGGCGCGGCUUUGUCCGUAAAGAUGCCACAGAGGAGCAGUGAUAGCAGGAGGGCUUAGCUGUCAUAGCAUCGCCUUUAGAAAUAAUAAUAAUAAAACUGUCCACUCAUCCAUCUGUAGGGAAGACAUGUUUUUUGCUGUUCAGGAGGAGGAUGCUUUCUCUGGCGUCAUUUCACGUUUAUAAUAUGUAGCGGAAUCGACGUGUGCGGGGUGGGAAGCUCCGAAAGCUCGUCCGUGGACGGAAGAGACGUUUCCCUUUGCGUUGAAGUUGCGCGAGAAGGUGGAGAUGGCAGCAGGAAGCGAGCGCGUCCUCCGGAGCUGUCCGUGGUGCUGAAGCCGCCAGUCCGCUCCGACCUUCCCCGGCUCGACAGCGCGCGCGCACGGAACAAGCUGCUGGGCUGCACUCGAGUCAGCCAGCGUCAACACCUCGUUCAUGGCUGUGGCACGGAAAAUCAAAACUUUGCUGACCGUCAACAUCCUGGUGUUCGUGGGGAUUAUCCUGUUCUCGGUGUACUGCAGGAUCCAGGACCGAUCCGAGGAGCUCCUCCAGAUGGGGAGGAUUUCCGAGCAGAGGUUGCGAGCCAGGAAUGGAAAAGUUUCCAACUUAGUGGACAGACAGUCCAUUCUUCAGCGGCUGGAGAGGCUGGAGGACGUGGUCUACAAUCAGCUGAACGGUCUGGCGAAGCCCAUGGGGUUGGUGGAGGGGCCCGGAGGCCUCGGCCAGGGGGGGGCUCCCGCCGCUCUGGGAGAGGACAGUCACGAUUCCGAGGGGAAGUAUGAGGAGUACGGCUACAACGCUCAGCUCAGCGAUCGCAUCUCUCUUGACAGGAGCAUCCCCGACUACAGACCCAAAAAGUGUAAGCUGCUGACGUACCCAGAGGACCUCCCUCAGAUCUCUGUGGUCUUCAUCUUUGUGAACGAGGCGCUGUCGGUGAUCCUGCGCUCCGUCCACAGCGUGGUCAACCACACUCCAGCACACCUGCUGAAGGAGAUCAUCCUGGUGGACGACAACAGUGACAGCGUCGAGCUGAAAUUCAACUUGGACCAGUACGUGAACAAACGCUACCCGGGCCUGGUUAAGAUUGUCAGGAACAGCAAGCGUGAGGGUCUGAUCCGGGCCAGGAUCCACGGCUGGAACGCGGCCACUGCUCCUGUUGUCGGUUUCUUCGACGCUCACGUGGAGUUCAACACUGGCUGGGCUGAACCUAUCCUCACUCGGAUAAAGGAGGAUCACACCCGCAUUAUCCUGCCUGCUAUCGACAACAUCAAAUACAACACCUUUGAGGUCCAGCAGUACGCCAACGCUGCCCACGGCUACAACUGGGGAUUGUGGUGCAUGUACAUCAUCCCGCCACAGGAGUGGCUAGACAAGGGCGAUGAGACCGCCCCGAUCAGAACCCCCGCUAUGAUUGGCUGCUCCUUCGUGGUGGAUCGGGAAUACUUUGGCGAGAUUGGCCUGCUGGAUCCCGGCAUGGAAGUCUACGGAGGCGAAAACAUAGAGCUGGGCAUGAGGGUGUGGCAGUGUGGAGGGAGCAUGGAGGUCCUGCCGUGUGCCAGAGUUGCCCACAUCGAGCGCACCAAGAAACCCUACAACAACGACAUCGAUUACUAUGCCAAACGCAAUGCUUUGCGGGCCGCCGAGGUGUGGAUGGAUGAAUACAAAUCCCACGUCUACAUGGCCUGGAACAUUCCCAUCAAUAACCCAGGUGUUGAUUUUGGAGAUGUCUCUGAGCGCCUGGCCCUGAGGAAAAGACUGCAGUGCCGCAGCUUCCGUUGGUACCUCGAACACGUCUACCCAGAGAUGCGAGUCUACAACAACACCAUCACCUACGGCGAGGUGAGGAAUGGAAAGGCCAGCGGAUACUGCCUGGACCAAGGCUCAGAGGACGAUGACAAAGCCAUUCUCUAUCCCUGUCACGGCAUGUCCUCGCAGCUCGCCCGAUACUCUACAGAUGGCCUGCUCCAGCUUGGACCCCUGGGGUCAACCACCUUUCUGCCCGACACAAAAUGCCUCAUUGACGAUGGCAGAGGCCGAAUGCCCAGUCUGAAAAAAUGUGACGCCGUCUCAAGGGUUUCCCAAAGGCUUUGGGACUUCACGCAGAAUGGACCAAUAAUCAACAGAGACACCGGCCGAUGCUUGGAGGUGGAGAUGUCUAAAGACGCCAACUUUGGCCUUCGUUUGGUGGUCCAGAGGUGUUCUGGUCAGAAGUGGCUGAUCCGAAACUGGAUUAAGCAUCCAAGACACUGAAGAAGAAAACAAUGAAACUUUGAGAAACAUUUUUUGGCAACGUCGAGUAGCAGUUGGCUUUCAAAAAUGUGAGGCGUUCGGGGACAAGCGGGGACUGAUGGUGCUUCUGUAGCAUGUGUGAUAUUUCACACUGCAGACCACACACAGCACACUUGGCUGCCCUCCGGCAUCAGCGCUUUCCCAAGAAUACGAUCAAUUCUUUUAUUUCACCGAGCUGCGCUUUCACACGACCAUAGGGUAAGCCGCACUCUCUGAAAUAGCCUGUUUUUGACAUUCUGUAAAUCUAUAGAGCACAUCAACUUAGUGCAGCAAAUAACAUUUUUCUGUUAUUUCUACGAUAAAACUCUCCAAUCUUUGGGCGUUGUUGGUUUCUACUGAACUUUUUUCUUUUUUUUCCGGAUGGACAAAUACCGAUGCAGUGCCCCAGCAAGAGAUGUAAUGGGCUUUGAAAGGACUCGUCAUUAUUGAAUCAAGAGGCAUUUGACCUCCACUCACACAAGCCACUUCACUUCUUUGUUUCUUUGGGAGUGCUCACUGAGGACUAGAGCAACCAUGUGCCUUUUUCUUUACGUCUUUAUUUUCUUUUUUUUUUAAGCUUCAUCUGACCAGGGAAUGUCAGCCCGAAAGCAUGUACAAAAUUAUUUGAAGUUUAAAUUAUAAAACUGUGUAAAAAUAGUAAUAUAUUGAAAAAAAAAGGUGGAACAUUCAUACCUGUCCUCUGUUAACAAUUAGGAAAUUAAAAGAAUUUUUAUGAGGA
Messenger RNA from Oryzias melastigma (Indian medaka), 3017 nucleotides. It is a transcript of the gene galnt9, whose product is annotated as polypeptide N-acetylgalactosaminyltransferase 9. Gene Ontology annotation, cellular component: Golgi apparatus. The record is from RefSeq and is a predicted model, not a curated record. The coding region runs from base 446 to 2260 and encodes 604 amino acids. The transcript is spliced from 11 exons. Lineage: Eukaryota; Metazoa; Chordata; Actinopteri; Beloniformes; Adrianichthyidae.